UAAAUUCUAAUCUUUACCAAAAGAAAAAAAAAAAAAGUCUACUUUCUUUUGGGGCUAUAAAAGCUAAACAAAAAAUUGAGAUCGAGAAGUAAAAGGUAUAUUAGAUUCAUUAUCAAAUAUUAGAAAGAAAGAAAGAAAAAAAUGGAAGCAAAAAUGGCUACAAAAAUUGCUUCUUUUGUGCUUAGAGUUCUUACUUUUGUUUUUCUUUUAGUUUCCAUCAUAGUUCUGGGUACCAAUUCCAAAACUAUAGGAAAUGAUGAAGUUCAUUUCCAUAAUGUCAAUUCCUAUAGGUAUGCAAUGGCAACCAUCAUAAUCGGAGGCGCAUUCAAUCUCUUGCAAAUUGCCUUAGCCCUUUAUCGUCUUGUAACCAAGACCGAUGGCAGUAUUUUAUUCGACUUCUAUGGUGAUAAGGUAUUGUCGUACUUUUUGUUGGCGGGAGCAGCGGCGGCAUUGGGUUCUAGCGUAGAUUUGAAGGCGAAUAUGGACAUGUUGAACUCGUUUUUUGACCAAGGCAAUGCUGCUGCAGCGCUUCUUCUUCUUGCUUUUUUAUGUAGUGCUAUCAUUUCUGUACUUUCUUCUUUAGCUCUUUCUAACAAACCCAAUUAGUUUCUUUUCUUAGGAAAUUUAUACAACAAUCCUUUCUCUCUUUUUAUGAAAUUAUUUGGUUGCGUCAUUGUAAUGUAGAAUAAUUAGGAGUUUGGAGUUUUGUAUCAGUUUUUAUGCUCUUGGUUAGCAGUAGACUCUUUUUUUUGUCUGGUUAAUUGAUGUUUGAACAUUAUAUACAUAAUAAUUUUAUUGUGAA
Molecule: messenger RNA, 802 nt
Organism: Cucumis melo (muskmelon)
Lineage: Eukaryota; Viridiplantae; Streptophyta; Magnoliopsida; Cucurbitales; Cucurbitaceae
Product: CASP-like protein 4D1
Exons: 3
Coding region: 142-606 (154 amino acids)
Source: RefSeq, a predicted model, not a curated record